Aspergillus ibericus CBS 121593 is the source of this 5253-nucleotide messenger RNA. Its product is annotated as kinesin family protein. Gene Ontology annotation, biological process: microtubule-based movement; mitotic spindle organization. The record is from RefSeq and is a predicted model, not a curated record. Gene Ontology annotation, molecular function: ATP binding; microtubule motor activity; microtubule binding. The transcript is spliced from 5 exons. Lineage: Eukaryota; Fungi; Ascomycota; Eurotiomycetes; Eurotiales; Aspergillaceae. The coding region runs from base 1 to 5253 and encodes 1750 amino acids.
AUGACGGGCUCCCAGCCUGAAUCACCAACGGAUGCGCCCCAGCGCCCCUUUAGCGGCAUCAUGCGUACACCCAGAAGCAACAGUCGCUUGAGCAUGAGUAGUAAACAUGGCGGAGGAAGUCGGGCAUCGGAUGAGGAUGGCAAGACUGCGGUCAAAGUUGCCGUCCGUGUGCGCCCGCCGCUGAAGCCAGACGACCCAGGGUACGAAUUGGUUCCCCAACGGUUUCAGCGCCCGAUGGUGCACGUCAUGAACCCAACCAGUGUUGCCAUCGAUGUUCCUCAGGGCCGGAAACUGUUCGUCUUUGAUCGAGUGUUCGCCGAGACGGUCGACCAGGACGGUGUUUGGGACUACCUCAGCGAUAGUGUGAGCUCGUUCUUACAGGGGUACAACGUCUCCAUCCUGGCCUAUGGCCAGUCCGGCGCGGGAAAGUCUUAUACGAUGGGAACUUCCGGUCCUAGCGAACAACAUGACCCGAGAUCUAUGGGAAUUAUUCCCCGCGCUGCCCAACUUCUCUUCGAGAAACUAGAGGGGCCACCGAAACCGAAUCGCAACAGCGGUACGGGCCUUCGUACCCCCUCUCGAUAUUCCAUCAGCUCCACCUCCAGUUUCGGAAAGGCCAGCGCGGAGAAGAAUUGGCAGUUGAAAGCCACUUACGUUGAAAUUUAUAAUGAACACUUGAGAGAUCUCCUCGUCCCCGAUUCGACACCUCAGAGCGACCGUGGUACGGUCACGAUCCGCGAAGAUGCGAAAGGCCGCAUUAUUCUCACUGGCUUACACCAGGUGAACAUCAACUCAAUCGAGGACUUGAUGGGCGCUCUGAGCUUCGGCUCCUCUAUCCGGCAGACCGAUUCUACCGCCAUCAACGCCAAGUCUUCUCGAUCGCACGCCGUAUUUAGCCUUAACCUCGUUCAACGGAAGUCAGCCAAUGGGGUCAUGUCCCCGACGCCCAAGGAUAAGCGGAUGUCGAUGCCAGUGGAGAUGUUGUCCGGAUCUGACGCCUCCGUCAUGGUGGAUAGCAAGCUGCAUUUCGUUGAUUUGGCCGGAAGUGAAAGAUUGAAAAACACCGGGGCAUCUGGAGAACGGGCCAGAGAGGGUAUUUCGAUCAACGCCGGUCUUGCCGCAUUAGGCAAGGUCAUAUCACAGCUUUCCUCUCGUCAGGCCGGGGCUCACGUUUCCUAUCGCGACUCGAAGCUCACCCGUCUGCUCCAGGAUUCGCUGGGUGGGAAUGCCUAUACGUACAUGAUCGCUUGUGUUAACCCUGCAGAGUUCCAUCUCAGCGAAACUGUCAACACGGUUCAAUACGCGCAGCGAGCCCGAGCGAUCCAGAGCAAACCUCGCAUUCAACAAAUUGCCGACGAAAGCGACAAACACGCAGUCAUCGAGCGAUUGAAAGCCGAAGUCGCUUUCUUGCGUCAACAGCUCCGUAACGCAGAAGAGAACGGCCGUCGAAGUGCCGCCCCACAAGACCGGGCGGAGCGGCAGAAUGAGAGGGAACUUGAGAUCCAGAACCAGCUCCUUGACGUUCAGGAGAGUUACAAUGCGCUUAGCCAGCGUCACGCAAAAUUAAUCUCAGAGAUCGCCAGGGGCUCCGAACAAGCUGGUGAGACAGACCCUGAGGAUGUGGCCAGCCUAGUCGGGAAGAGCUCCGUCGAGAGACUCAAGCGGUCGCAGUCAUUUGCGGAGUCGAUCGAACAGGUCGUCCUUGAGUACGAGAAGACCAUCCAGAGUCUCGAGUCAUCGCUGUCCAACACCAGAUCCUCUCUGUCUGUAACAGAAAGCACGCUUCUAGAACGCGAGACCAAAUGCGCCUACGUUGAAACCGUCAACUCCCAACUGCAGUCUCGCAUUCAGAAGCUCCUAGAUCGCGAGAACAGCACAGAAACCUACCUGCAUGAGCUGGAGUCGCGACUCGACGGCCAGUCCACUGGUGAAGAAAAGCAAGCGGCCAUUGUGUCGGAACUGCGUAAAGAACUGAGUCGUGCCCGUGAAAGUGAAGCGAACUGCGAAGACUACAUCUCUACACUAGAGGAGCGUCUGGCGGAAGCAGAUCAAGACAUGGAACUGAUGCAACGGGAGAUGGAACGCAUGGAGCAUGUCAUUGAGCGCCAGCGGAGCCUAGGGAAGCUCGAUAACCUGCUGUAUGAGCUCGACCACGUCCAGCAGAACGGCACCCAGAGGGACCAGUCUGACGAAGAAUUCGAGGCUCAUACGCCAGUUCCCGUCAAGGGUGCCUACAACCCCCGCACACGCGCAACGUCUCUCUCGCUCGAUGUUCUGACCGAGGCAGUUGAAACUGCCAUUCCCGAGUCUGACGAGGGUCUGGCUGAACCGGUCUCGGAGACUGAAAAGGAGGCAUCCGUGGGAGCAGUACCAGGUGCUGAAACGGAUGAGACUGAUCUGAAGGCACUGGAAUCAGCUACCGACAGCCUGGAGCCCAAAGUGAACGGUGUCGUCGAGAGUCGAGCCUCUAGUCCGACUCAAUCUAAUGUUGUUGCUGAUAAGCUCGAGACUGUUACGCAGGAGCUUUUCGAUUUGCGGAUGCAGCACGAGUCUACCAUGACUGAGUACGAAGCCCUCGAGGCCAAGUAUGAGGAGGCUAUGAAAGCCCUUGCGGAGCUCCAGCGGGAUGCAGAAGACGAAGCGCGCCAUCCGGCCUCAAAUGUUCAGGACCACCUCUCCGCAAACGCCCCUUCUCGUCCGGUGUCUUUUUUAGAGGAUGCGAAGGCCCCCGGCUUGAACGAUGGAGAACAACUGUCGUCCUCGCCAUCACUCUCUUCGGAGUUAUCCUCGGCCGGGGAGCCUGCGUCUUCGCACGUGUCAUCUGAUCUGAGUAAUAAUGAGGUUUCACAGAACACCGUUGAUACUCGGGCGCUGGACGAGGCGAAGGCCCUAGAGGUCGAGCAGAUGCGCCGGCUGCUCUCGGAACAUCAGGAAGGCGUUAGUAUCAUGUCGCAGAAGUAUGCCCAAUUGCAAUCGGAGCAUGAGGGAACUCUCAGCCUCAUCGAGACACUCAAGGCUGAACUGCAGCGAUCGAAGAGUGCUUCACCGCCGACCACGCCAGGCUUCAAGUCCCCUGUGAUCCGAAGAAAGACAAGCCAAAGUUUGAUAGGCACUGUCGAUCGGGCUCACCGCUCCCUCGCCGCCUUGCGUAAUAUUGCAGUUGAGGAAUUCGACAGUCGCCCCGAUACGAUGCAGAACUUCGAAGUGCACCUCGACUCGGCUAUGCACGAGCUACACAACCGCAUGGAGCGAAUUCAGUCCCUGGAAGCCGAAAAUAUGAGCGUCAAGAAGGAGAUGGAAGUGAAAUCCACCAUCAUCUCCGGACUGACGCGCGAGAGGUCCAGCUUGCAGGGAGGUGCACCUUCGGUCGACAUGGGACUGGUCUCUCAGCUGCGUGACCAAGUGGUGCAGCAGGAGAACAUCAUCAAUGAGAUGAAGGAAGCCCACGACACGAGAGAGAAGCAGCUUCUCGCUGAGAUCGAAGAGUUGAAGAGUCUGCUCAAGAGCCAGGAAGCAGCUGCUAAGGCCCAAGAUGCAGGCGCUGAAGAGCAGGAUCGGAAGAUCAUUGCUCUAGCGGGCGAAGUGACGGAUUUGAAGAGCAAACACCAGAACGCCCUUGAAUCUCUCCAGUCGUCCGAACAGCAGCUGAGCGCGACAUUGGCCGAUCUUGACAGUGCCUUGGCCUCCGUCGAUGCCAUGCGCUCCGAACAAGAAGCUGCCGGUGAAGCAUCUGCAUCCAAGGAGGCUGCUGCUCGCGAGUUGGAGGCUGAACGGGCAGAGCAGGAGGAGCUUGUUGCCAAGCUGCACCAUGUUAUCGACGAACACAAGGCGACUUCUGCAGCCCAUCUCGAGAAAAUUGCGUCUCUUGAAAAAUCGUACAACGAAGCCCAGCAACAGCUGGCCGACAUCCUCGCCGCUAAGGAUAACGAUAGCAAUGCAGUUGAAGUGCACCAGUCCCAUGUGGUUGAGCUGGAGAAAGAGAUCGAGGCCCACAAGUCACUUGCUGACUCGUAUAAGAAGGACCUGGAGUCCUUGCAGGAGUCCCACAAGCAAGAAUUGACUGAGCUGGAAGCCCGGGCCACGGCUGCGGCGCAGGCUGGGUAUGAAUCGCAUUUCACUGCGGUUAACUCGGAGCAUGACGAGGCUAUGAAGACUUUAAGAUCGGAGAUCGUCGAGUCGCGGGACGAGCUGACGAAGAUGCUCACUAUGGUCUCCAACCUUCUCAACUCCAAUGUUACCGCCGACAAUAUGGCAGACCAGAUCCAGGAGGUUUUGACGCAGAAGCAGUAUUUCUCCGACAAGUACGCCGAGCUCAUGGAUGCGAAUGAGGAUCUCCGCAAGCAGCUUGAGACUAAGGGAUCGGAUGAUGGCCGCCUGGACGAACUCUUGAAGAGCAACUCCACCAAAGAAGCCAAGGUGAACGAACUGGCUCUGUUGGUUGCCACACUCGAGGAUACUCUGCUGCAGAAGGAAGAACAGGUCAAGAAGAAGGAUGCGAUCAUCGCGGAGGUCCAGGCCGAGAAGGAGAAGAGCGUCCGCUUAGUGGAGGAGCUCGAGGAACAGAUUACCAAUAGCUUCGAUCAACACCACAACCGUCUUUCUGUCAUUCAACAGGAGCGCGACCAGGCUCUGGAGGAUGCCAAGGUGAAGAUUGCGACUUACGAGAAGGAUAUCGAAACGUAUCGCCUGCGGAUCGAGCAGCUCGAGCUUCAGAUUAAGAACCAGGACAGCUCGCAUGAUCGCAGCAGCUCGAUCACGUCCAAUCUCCGUAAGAGCUCGUCGGCAACCUCUCUUCCUUCCCCUCCUCCCGCGAUUCCCCUGCCUCCUCUGCCGUCCAUCGCUUCCGCCGCCAACGGCACCGGCAGCAUCUCCCCUCCCAGUUCGCGCCACACUAGCAAGGACCUGGCAAACACGCAGAUCGUCGAGGACCAGGAGGCCCGCAUUCGUACCAUCGAGAAGCACCUCAACGCCGAGAAACAGCUCACGGCGACCCUGGAAGAAGCCCUCGGGGAUCUCGAGGCGCAGAGCAACAAGGUCAAGUCGGACUGUGAUGCCUGGAAGAAGAAGGCACGCGAGCUAGAAGAAGAGAUGACCACGCUCCGCAAGGAGCGCGCCUCCCAGCGCCUGUCGUUACAGGCCGUCGAAGAGGAAAGAAAUGCUCGUCGGGAGGCUGAAGCCGCCCGCGCGCAACUUGAGGAGCGCAUGAAUGCGCUCAAUAAGAAGAAGAAGAAGAGCACCCUCAACUGCUUCUAA